UUUUUUGUUCCAGGUUUGAAUGCGUGCGAGAGUAAAUCUUUUCUCUUUUUAAAAAAAGAGCUGCCUGUCAGGCUCGCGAAUAUAAUGAAAGAGAUAGCGCUACUGCCAGAGAACCUACUACGGAUGCCGUCAGUCGGUCUGGUCAACCAAUGGUACGAGAGGUCUUUCGAGGAGAUCAUCCAGUUUGAGCAAAUGGAGCCUGAUCCACCGAUACUCAGCUCAUUCUGUGAACGUCUAGUGCACAUACGCAACCGUCACGCAGAUGUCGUCCAAACCAUGGCUCAAGGUGUACUGGAACUGAAGGAGUCCCACGAAGUCGACCCUAGCACGGAGAACUCCAUCCAGUAUUUCUUGGACCGCUUCUACAUGAGCCGCAUUUCUAUAAGAAUGCUUAUCAAUCAACAUACACUCCUCUUUGGCGAGCAAAUCGGUCCAAGACAGGCAUCAGUGACAGGUAUUGGCAGCGGCGGCCGCCAUAUUGGGUCCAUUGACCCCGCCUGUGAUGUCGCCGCUGUAGUGCGGGACGCUUAUGAAAACGCGAGGUUUUUGUGCGACAGAUACUACUUGGCUUCUCCUGAGUUACAGCUGCUCCAGGAUGGAGUACCAUCCCAAGGCCCGAUGCCGAUUGUGUACGUGCCGUCCCAUUUGUACCACAUGCUGUUUGAGUUAUUCAAGAACUCCAUGCGAGCUGUGAUGGAGACACACGAGGAAAGUCCACCGCCUAUCACCGUCAACCUGGUUCGAGGACAGGAGGACGUUUCAGUCAAGCUAUCAGACCGCGGCGGCGGCAUCCCGCGCAGCGUGUCGGACUUGUUAUUCAAGUACAUGUACAGCACGGCGCCACAACCCUCCAAGUCUGAUGCACACACCGUGCCCUUAGCUGGGUAUGGGUACGGCUUGCCGAUCUCUCGGCUGUAUGCUCGCUACUUCCACGGCGACCUGAUGCUGAUGUCGUGCGAAGGUUACGGUACAGACGCCGUCAUCUAUUUGAAGGCUCUAUCAAACGAAGCGAACGAACUGCUACCGGUGUUCAAUCGAACGUCAACGAAAUUCUACAGGCCGGUCACACAACUCGCGGACUGGUCCGGAUCGCUCAACACAAGCAAUGCACAAUGCAAGAAUCGAGAUAAGGUCUCGCCCCUCUCCUCCCCAGUCUCCCAUAGCCUAUAG
Molecule: messenger RNA, 1170 nt
Organism: Spodoptera littoralis (African cotton leafworm)
Lineage: Eukaryota; Metazoa; Arthropoda; Insecta; Lepidoptera; Noctuidae
Source: the annotation of a GenBank genome assembly